Molecule: messenger RNA, 1345 nt
Organism: Monopterus albus (swamp eel)
Lineage: Eukaryota; Metazoa; Chordata; Actinopteri; Synbranchiformes; Synbranchidae
Product: basement membrane-specific heparan sulfate proteoglycan core protein-like
Exons: 6
Coding region: 422-1297 (291 amino acids)
Biological process (GO): cell surface receptor signaling pathway; immune response
Cellular component (GO): external side of plasma membrane
Molecular function (GO): transmembrane signaling receptor activity
Source: RefSeq, a predicted model, not a curated record
GCUGCCGACCUUCACAGAUGAAGAGGCUUUCUCAAACCACAGACGUGCAACUACAGGGCGACGCGGGGCUUGGAAAAACUGAAGUGCAUUCUUGGAAACUACAGUACAAAGGAACUGAAACCUCAGCUCGUCUGAUCUUUACUGAAGCUGCUUUGUGCAGCUUUAUUUCACGACUGGGCGCCAAAACACGAGGCGAGCUUUGUUUUCCUGUUUCCAGAUUCAUAUGAAGGAAGCAAGAGGUGGGUGAAAGAUGACAGCCAGCUGAAAACUGCAGCUAGAUACCUGCUAAUAAAUGAACAAGGCAUACGAACGUGUUGUGUACUCAGGCUGCUGAAUGCACACCCCUCCUCCCUCGUUGUGGUUUAAGAGGAUGCACUCACUACAUUAGCUGUGAAGCAGUCAGUAAAACUCUGCAGACACCAUGAAGGCAGCGCUGCUUUUCCUCUGGUGGCUGAUCUACCGGACGUCUGCACACGGCCGUGCCUCCAUCGUGGUCAGUCCCAGCAGGUCUCAGUAUUUCGAGUACGACCAGGUCUCCCUGAGCUGUCAGCACUCCAGCUCUGAUCCGUGGACGGUGUGGAGAUACACCACAACAGGGUUGAAUCUGUCCCACUGUGGGUCGGACUGGGGCAGCCAGAUGUCCUCCACCUGCGACAUGAAGACGGUCAAGCCGUCGGACAGCGGAGUGUACUGGUGUGAAUCUAGAGAGAGAGAGAGCAGCAACGCCAUCAACAUCACCGUCACCGGUAACAGAGAUAAGCCAGUGAUCCUGGACAGCCCCGUCCUCCCUGUGGCCAAGGGAAACGACGUCACUCUGAGAUGUACAGCAGGCUCGUCCUCCAACCUCGCAGCUGAGUUUUAUAGAUAUGACCGCUCAAUCGGGACUGGGUCUACAGGUCACAUGACCAUUCCCAAUUUUUCCAAAUCUGAUGAAGGGGAAUACAAAUGUAGCAUCAGUGGCCACGGAGAGUCUCCGCCCAGCUGGGUGCUGCUGAAAGAUGAUUCAGAUCCGGCGUCUCUCACAGCGUCUCCUAACUCGUCUCAGUGGUUUGAGUACGACGAUCUGUUUCUGAGCUGUGCUGUCAGCAGCAGCCGACACAAAUGGGUCAUCAAAAGGUCCACCACCACCAAUCUGUCCAGCUGUGGAGAACAGUGGGGGACUCUUACCUCCUCCGGCUGCAUCGUCAAAACAGCCAAGCAGGCGGACAGCGGCAUUUACUGGUGCGAAUCGCCUGCAAGGCAGCGGAGCAACUCUGUCCAGAUCACUGUAUACGGUGGGAGCAAUAAAGAGAUCUGAUCGGCAGCCUGUUACUCCAAUACUAAUCCACCCUGACCAAACCGGUUU